Messenger RNA from Falco peregrinus (peregrine falcon), 9141 nucleotides. Its product is annotated as fer-1-like protein 4. The coding region runs from base 2858 to 8923 and encodes 2021 amino acids. NCBI's taxonomy places the organism in Eukaryota, Metazoa, Chordata, Aves, Falconiformes, Falconidae. Gene Ontology annotation, cellular component: membrane. Gene Ontology annotation, biological process: plasma membrane organization. The transcript is spliced from 45 exons. The record is from RefSeq and is a predicted model, not a curated record.
CAGUGGCAGUGUGUACUGCUCUGCUUCAGUGGAUGGUUUCUUUGACAAGGCACUGAAAGCAUGUUGGGACUUCCCUUUGCUCCAGCCUUGAGAAGGCAGAAGGUGAGCUCUGAGAUAGUAGAAUGCAUAGUGGGAAAUCCUCUGCUUCUUAAAUCUCUCUAGUUGCCACUCGAAGAGAGUGAAUCCUGUGUCUCUGCACUGACUAUGAGGAGUGGAGUCGCUGUCUGUUCUGCAGCUAGCUGAGGUCUCCAGGUGCUGGACUUAUUGAUGGUAGGAGAGACCUUCCCUGUUUUUGGGAGGAGGAGGUCAAGACAUGGUAGAGGUAAAUCUGAGGAAAUUCUUCUCCCUGUGGGAGCAGAGGAGAAUUUGGAGAUGCUGUUUACCUGCAGGUUAGUGGCUGAAAUGUGAAUGAGCAAAGGAGUGCAAGUCCCGUGGUUGUCAGUUGAGAACAAGAGCUUCACAUGUGUGGGCCCAGAUGAAAAGCCAUGGGAGGAGGGUCAAGCUUGGAAGGUGCUGAACUGGGACAGCACAGUUUUGCCCAUUUUCUUGCAUUCUUGUAUCUUGCUAGUUUCAGAGGCAGUGAAGGCAGCUGCUGGGUGCUUUGGUGAGAGGCUGGAAGGUAUGUGCUGCCCUGGAUGUAUCUGGAAUUUAGAUUUGCAGCAUGGUUGUUGCUUGAGGUAGACAAGCUCAGGUCUGAGCUGGGGUUUUCUUCUUCAGGAGAUCGUGUGAUUCUUGCCCAGUGCAGUGCACACUCUCCUUUGUUGUAGAUCACACUUUUGCUUUAUCUCCAUGGUAAGCACUGGGAACACCCCAGAAGUCUCUUUACUCUGGCCUUGGCUGAGAUUGAGCAAGCACCCUUGUACUAGCAGUCCCCAAAGAUAUUUCAGCCUUGGGGCUUUGUAUAAAUCAAAAGCUAUUGUGCGUGGGAGCUCAUCAGGGAGGGUUCCUCUUGCUUCUAGGGCACCUGGCAAUAAAUACUGGUGACAUUUCAUGCUGGAUUAUGCCAUGCUACUUGACAGAGCUCUGUCCUUUAUAGGAGAUAAUGCUCCAUCCACCACCUUCUUUUCCCAGACAGCUUGUUGGGCUGAGGGCCCUACUCAAGCUCUGAAAUGCUUGAUUCCCUCGGGGACUGUUUCACCAAAACGAGGCACCUGCUUCAGGUGGAGCAGUCACAUCACUUGCAUGCAAGUGUUUGAGGAAAAGACACAGACUCCAUUGGGAGGUAAUCGCUUUUGAUCAGCUUUGAGCAAAUACUUCAUCCACCCAUCAGUACCACACUUCGGUAUGAGUGUCUCAUUAAACAGCCUAAAUGGCAUCUGUUGCCCCCUUCCAGUGGUGACUGCAUGUGGGGUCAGUGCACUGAGCUUUCUCUGCUGCCCUGAGGUGAUGGGCUUGCUCCUUUGGGCUCACAGAAGUGGUGCUGAAUGCUGCCGGCCUGCUAUGUUUUGUUGCUGCACUGUGAAGUGGCAUCCUCUGCACCGUGGCUUGUUUCCACUGCCGCCAGCCAGCCCUGCUUCCCUGGCACUCCAGGAAGCUUUUGUGUAAGAGAGAAAUAACUGCAGGGCUUGCUUGGAAGCAGCCUGGCAUUGCUCAGGCAUGAUUCACUUCUCUGUGUUUGCAGAGCUGGAUUAGUCACCCUGGCCUGCUGCAAGGUGCCCUUUAUGCUCUGUAUGGAUGUGCUGGGCACCAAGUGGGAGAGCUGUCCUGCAGGAGGGAGAAAUGCUUUCCAAACUCUGCUGAGCUCAUGAUUGUACAAUUGCUUUAAUCUGGCCUGAAUCCAGCCUGGAAGGGCUCCCAGAUCUCUCAUUUACUAGUUCUCAUACAGAUGAGCUUGAUUAGGCCAAGCUGGUGAGUGCAGCUGUGAGCAGAGCCAGCUCCUGGCAUGAUGUGCCUCAGGCUUCCCUCCUGCAGCCUCGCUGCUGCAGGGGGCCGGAGUCAGUGCCCUGUGGAGCAGCUGGAGCUCGUGGGUUUCAAUGCCAGCUCUGCAGGGCAGAGACAAGCACCUGGGCUGCAGCCUCUGUCUCCCAAAGUGUCCUGGCUUCCCACCUAUACCAGCUUAGCUGCUCUGACCCGUUGUGUUGGUGUGCUGCUCUGUGGGGCAGGGGGGAGGUGAGCGAAGGCUGCUGAGCAUGCGCUAGCCUGAGCGCUGUUUCCUCCUGUCAGGAAGCCUAGCCCUCCUCAUUAGAAGACUGGGAGCUGGCCUGGCCAGCUUCCCUUCCCCACCCUCCCUCUGUUUGCUUUGGAGGGUUUUAACUGCAGAAGCCAUGAUUUUGUGCUGGAGGAGGGGGAUCAAAAACAGAGCCAGGCUCCUGUCAUCGCCGCAGCACUUGGGCCCGCAUCUUCCAGUCCUGGCUUUCUAAGGCCCUCACCCCCAUAGGGCAUUAGUCCAGUGUUGAAGUGCAGCUGUGUGAUGGCCUCCGCUGGGCAAUUUUCAUUUCUCCUUCCUUUCGUGGUCCAGGGAAGGGAGAGUGCCCAGCGCUGUGCGCCCCGGCUCCCUGUCUCCAGCAGGCCUGUGCCUGCCGCGGAGCAUGAGGGGACAGCCGUCAGGGUCUGUCCGUUGCAGGGCACGGGGCAGAUGUCUGUGAGGUGCCUUCCCGAGCCCCCUGUGGCUUGGUGCUCCCCUGUGCCCAGCUGGGCCGUGGUCCCGGGGGGCUAGGGCUGGUUGACCUGCAGGGGCUGUCCCCUGGCCCAGAGCCAGCUCAGUGCCCCAGGGUUGAGGUUGAUGGAGCAGCCAGGGCUGCCCUGCUGGGUCCAUGGGGUUCUGGGGCAGGGAGUGGGUGGCCAAACCGGCCGGGCGAGUCACGGCUGAGUCACGACAGGCAGGCGGAGCUGGGCAGCACUGCCUGUCACUGGCUCCAUGGCGCUCAGCGUUGGUGUCCGGCGUCUCUCCUGGCUGCCUGGCCAUGGCGAGCGGCAGGUGCAACUCAGCUUCCGAGGCUUCACUCAGAAGACGAGGAAGAUCCACUGUGGCCCAGAGGCUGUCUUCGGGGAGCUUUUUUGCUGGCCUCAUUAUGGGAAGCUCGUCAUGGGGGAAGUGCUGUCCAUUACGGUUUACAACUGCAGCAAGGUUUUCAGUAACAGGCUUCUCGGUACCCUUGUCCUCAGCCUUCAGCACCUGAUGACAUCUGGCAGGCUGAUCAUCCGGGAGGCCCUUGUCGACAGGAACCACAGAGUCACUGGUAUCUACAUUGAGUUGGAUUUGCGCUACGUGCCUCCAGAUGGCUCUGCUGGAACCUGGGUUGAAGAGGACUUUGUCUAUCAGAUGAAAGACAGUUCAGAGUUAAUCAUCCACAAUCCUGGAUUUGAGGAGCUGCAGGCAGCCGAGGGUCCAAGAGCAAGUGAACUGGACAGGAGGGCUGCUGUGUUGGGCAGGAAGCUAGCGAAAGGCCUGGAGACUGACGAGGAAGAGGAGGAUGAGGAUUUCUGUGAUGCGUCUGAGAUGGAGGUCUCUGGCAUUGUCUUCAGCCCUGUGAGGAGCCGCUCCAGACUUUGCUUCUCACGGGACCUCUUUGCCACCCCAGCCCCGCAGAGUUUCCAGGUUGGGAUUAAUAUCAUUGAAGCGCAGAAGCUGGUGGGGGUGAACAUUAACCCCUUUGUGGUAGUCAAGGUUGGAGAGGAGAAGAAGCACACGGCAACACAGAAGUCAACAAACUGCCCCUUCUACAAUGAAUAUUUUUUGUUCGAAUUCCAUGAGCCAAGGGACACUUUGUUCCACAGACUCAUAGAGAUCUUGGUGUUCCACUCAAAGAAGAUACCAUUCCUGGGAACAUGCAUAGGAACGUUCAAGAUGGACAUUGCAACAGUGUACAGCCAGCCAGAUCACAGGUUUUUCCAGAAGUGGGCUGUUAUCAGUGACCCCACAGACACCCGGGCAGGCGUGAAAGGCUUUGUGAAGUGCAACAUCUCUGUCACUGCACGUGGGGAUGUUGUGGGCUCCCUUCCCACCUCCUCCAGCAGCCGGGGUGAGGACAUUGAAAGGAACCUGCUGCUGCCUAAGAGAGUCCCUGCAGAGAGGCCCUGGGCCAGGGUCUGCAUCAAGCUGUAUCGUGCUGAGGGCCUGCCCAGCAUGAGUGCAGGCAUCAUGGGUGGUUUCUCCAAGAUCAUAGGGGAGAAAAAAGUCUUUAUUGACCCAUACGUGCGGGUCUCAUUCUGUGGGCAGCAGGGGGAAACGUCAGUGGAGACCAACACCACUGAGCCUGAGUGGAAUGAACAGAUCAGCUUUAUUGAGAUGUUCCCACCUCUGGCCAGGAAGAUAAAAGUGCAGGUCCUGGAUGAUGCCAGUGUUGGAGACGUGGCCAUUGCUACACACUAUAUUGACCUGCAGCAGAUCUCAGACCCUGGCAGGAAUGGCUUUAACCCAACGUUUGGUCCAGCCUGGGUGAACCUGUAUGGCUCACCGCAGAACUCAGCUCUGCGGGACAUCCACAAAGACCUCAAUGAGGGCAUGGGUGAGGGGAUCUUCUACCGCGGGCGCAUCCUCAUGGCCAUCACGGUGGAGAUCUUCAGCAGCCUCAGCAUGGCAGAGAGGAAGCUUGGGAACAAGAUGAAAGGUGCCCUAAGCAAACUGAAGCUGAAGAAGAAAAGUAAGAAAUUCAAGGAGAAGGCCAAAGAACUCAACCAGCUGCAGGGAGAGGAGGAAGCUGGGGGCUCUCAGGAUGCCAAGCAGCCUAGGGAGGUCACUGUGGAGGUGGAAGAGCUUCAUCCACUCCCUGAGAAAGCGCUGGGGAGGAAGGAGGAAUUCCUCCUCUUCACUGCCUUCUUUGAAGCCACUAUGAUGGACCCCUCUCUCAGCUCCAAGUUUGUCAGCUUUGAAAUCUCGAUAGGAAACUAUGGCAAAGCUGCAGAGGUUGUGACCAAAGUACAGAGAAGAGUGGAAAAGGGAGAAGCGAAAGAAGAAGAGCAGCCUUUGCUGGACCCUGGUUCAGAUGGUGAGCUGAAUGUUGAAGCCUUGGGCCCAGCUUCAGCAGCACUGAACAAGUCGGUGACAAAAGGCCAGAGACCAGAGCCCAUGGAGUAUGACAGGUCAUAUAGCUGCCUGCCCAUGACGCACGAGAAACCCUGCGUGUAUGUGUGGAGCUACUGGGAGGAUCACACCUGGAGACUCUGCAUUUCCAACUGGAUUGUCAAACUGGCAGAGCGCCUGGAGCAGGGGCUGGACCAUGUGGAGAAGCUCAUGAGAAGGCCAAAGGCUAAAGCAGAAGAGCAGCUCAGAGAUGUGCUGGAGGAAUUUGUAGCUGGAUGCAGGCAGUAUUCACUCAGCACAGAGAGAAAAACAAUGGCACAUCCAAACAACCUCGACAGAUGUCGGAUGAAAUACCUGAUGCGCAACAUUGUCCUGUAUGCAAAGCAGGGGCUCCGCGUGAGGCAGCGGCUGACUCAAGCCAAUGUCAAGGAGAAGGUUAAGGAGACAAGGAGGAUCCUGGCAAAGCUACGCUUCAUGGCUAAAGAGCCCCAGUGCACCCUCCCCGAUGUACUUGUCUGGAUGCUCAGCAACAACAGGCGUGUGGCAUAUGCAAGAAUUCCUGCACAGAACAUUCUCUACUCGGUAGUUGAAGAGGAGAAAGGCAAGGACUGUGCAAAGAUCCAGACUGUCUUUAUGAAGGUCCCUGGCUUACACACUGGUGAGAUCUUUGCCAAAUUGGAAAUCUACAUGUGGCUUGGGGUAACCAAAUAUGCAAAGAACUGUUUGAUGGAGCUGCCUGAGGAGUUCAAGUACCUCUCUGAGAGUGGACAGGAGAUAGCCCAGCUCUUGGCAUACAGUCUUCCCAGCUGGCUCAGCAGGGAUGAUUUCAGCUAUUUCCAGCUCCGAGCCCAUCUGUAUCAGGCUCGAGGGAUACUCCCUGCAGAUGACAAUGGCCUUUCAGAUCCCUUUGUGAGAGUGGUGUUUUCAACUUAUUGCCAGACCACCAGGAUGCUGGAGGAGACACUGAGCCCCUUGUGGAAUGAGCUACUUCUGUUUGACCAGCUCAUUAUUGAUGGGAAAAAAGAAGAGUUGAAAACAGAGACCCCCAUCAUUAUAAUCAACCUUUUCAGCCACAAUAAAUUUGGUUCUCCCGAGUUCCUUGGCCAGGCCUUUGCCGUUCCACAGGUGAAGUUGGUUGAUGAGCCGUACACCAAACCUGCCCUGCAGUUCUUUGAUUUCUACAAAGGCACCAAAGCAGUGGGAGAGCUCAUUGCCACUUUUGAGCUGAUUGAACUGGAUUACAGUGGUUAUUUGGAGCCAUCGGUGCCUGAGGAUGUGGAGCCCAAGGAACCUGACUACCUGGGAGACCCCCAUGCUGGACGGUUCAUCAUUCCUGAGGGCAUCCGCCCGGUGCUGAAGGAGUUCCGCAUAGAGAUCCUGUUCUGGGGCCUGCGGAACCUGAAGCGGGUGAACUUGUUUGAGGUGGAUCAGCCCCAGGUGAUCAUUGAAUGUGCUGGCAAGAAGGUGGAGUCAGAGGUGAUUGUGGCCUACAAAGAAAACCCCAACUUCACUGAGCUGGUCAAAUACAUGGACGUGGAGCUCCCAGAGCAGGUCUACCUGCACCCUCCUCUCAGUAUCUUUGUGGUGGAGAAGCGGGCAUUUGGACGCACUGUGCUGGUGGGUACCCACAUUGUGUCUGAUGUGAUGAAAUUCUCUCCCAGAGAGCUGGAGGAGGAGCCAGAAGAUGUGCUCAAAGCUCAGAAAGUCUCAUCCCAGCAUCUUCCUUCUGAGACUGUAGUAAACAUUGCCCCAGCAGCUGGUGACCCACGUCCCAGCACUCACCCCCUGAGUCUUGUGAAGGCUCCUUUGAAGAAAAUUUGCAUCAAUAAGCUUGUAAAGAAGGAGGAUGAAUAUGAAGAGGAAAAACCAGAGCUCGAAGAACUGGAUUGGUGGUCCAAGUACUAUGAGUCCCUGAAGGAGCUGUAUAACCAGACACACAGUGAUGAGGAAGAUGUUGAGAAUGAUGACGUGAAUGAUGCAGAAGGUGGGAAUUUAAAUGCAUCCUCCAUAGAUGUGGAAGCAGAAGAUGAGAUAGCAAUUGAAGCUGAACCUGCUCGACCCAAGAGGAAGCUCAUCGCCACCCUUCAGAUCUACAACUCUGAGCUGGAAAAUGAGUUUGGUAAUUUUGAAGACUGGCUGUGUAUUUUCCCCCUUCAUCGUGGCAAAGCAAGUGAGGAUGAAGAUGGAAACGAGGAUGAACAUUUUGUGGGGAAGUACAAGGGUUCCUUCUAUGUCUACCCCACUGAGGAAGCUGGCGCAAAGCCCAAGGUCUCCCAGGGCGUUCCAAGAAACAGACCCAUCAAGGUUCUUGUAAGAGUUUACAUCAUUAAGGCUACGAACCUGUCUCCAGCAGACCCCAAUGGCAAGGCAGAUCCCUACGUGGUGGUGACUGUGGGGCAGGAGCAGAAGGACACAAAGGAGCGAUACAUCCCAAAGCAGCUCAAUCCUGUGUUUGGAGAAGUUGUGGAGCUGACAGUGUCCUUUCCCAUGGAAUCAGAACUCACUGUGGCAAUAUUUGACCAUGAUUUGGUUGGAUCUGAUGAUCUGAUUGGGGAGACCAAGAUUGACCUGGAGAAUCGAUUCUACAGCAAGCACAGGGCCAACUGUGGAGUGGCUUCUCAGUAUGACAUAAACAGCUACAACAUGUGGCGAGAUGCUUUCAAACCCACACAGAUCUUGGAUAGCUUAUGCAAGAAAAAUUUGCUCCCUGCACCAGAGUACAGACGGGAGGAGGUCAAAGUGGACAAUAAAAUAUUCAAGGUCCCCCCAGAGGCUUUUCCUGAAGAGGCCUCUGUGAGGAACAGGAGAGGAGCGUCAGAUGAGAACUGGUCAGUGGAUGAUGAACAUAAGGCUUUGUACGUCCUGCAGCACUGGGAAGAGAUGCCAGGGUACGGAUACAAGCUGGUACCAGAGCAUGUGGAGAUCCGAUCCCUGUACAACCCGGAGAACCCUGGACUUGUGCAGGGCUCCUUGCACAUGUGGAUUGACAUGUUUCCAAAUGAUGUCCCCGCACCGCCGCCUGUCAACAUCAAGCCACGACUGCCUGUCAGCUAUGAGCUGCGUGUCAUUAUCUGGAACACAGACGAUGUGAUCCUCGAUGAUGUCAACCCAGUGACAGGAGAGCCUUCCAGUGACAUCUACGUGAAAAGCUGGAUAAAGGGUCUUGACCACAACAAGCAGGAGACAGAUGUUCACUUUAACUCCUUGACCGGGGAGGGCAAUUUCAACUGGAGGUUCAUCUUCCGCUUCAACUAUCUCCCGACUGAGAAGGAGAUCACCUACAAGAAGAAAGACUCUGUCUUCUCCAUGGAGGAGUCAGAGUUUCGGGAACCGGCUGUUCUGGUCCUCCAGGUCUGGGAUUACGACAGAAUUUCAGCUAAUGACUUUCUAGGCUCCAUCGAGCUGAAGCUGCAUGACAUGGUGCGAGCAGCCAAGAGCUCAGAGCAUUGCACCAUCAAGAUGGCCAAGGAGUAUGCAAUACCUCGCUUCUCCAUCUUCCGAAACAAGCGCAUGAGGGGCUGGUGGCCCUUCAUCAAGCUCAAAGAUCCAGAGGAUGAAGAGAGAGAGGAAAGGGAGGACAAGCAGAAGAAGAAGAAGAAGAAGAAAAAGGGGAGCCGCUCAGUCAAACCAGAGGACGUGGAGUUCACAGACUCCAGUGGCAACAAGUACCUCCUGACGGGUAAGGUGGAAGCAGAGUUCCAGCUGCUGACUGUGGAGGAGGCUGAGAAAAGUCCUGUUGGUUUGGGACGAAAAGAGCCUGAACCCCUGGAAAAGCCCAACCGGCCAAAAACUUCUUUCAACUGGUUUGUGAAUCCCAUGAAGACCUUUGUGUUCUUUAUCUGGAAGCGGUACAAGAAAUACAUCAUUGUGCUAUUUAUUGUCGCUGUUCUGACUAUCUUCCUGGUUCUUUUGGUCUACACCAUGCCUGGAUACAUCAGUGAGAAGAUCAUCAAUGGAUAAAUGCUCUCCAGCACAGGACUACUCAAAGGCGGGGGUGAUUAUUUCAGGAAUUGAGACUGGACCACAAAGUUUAAGAAAAUCCUACAGGUGUAGAGGCAACCUUCAGCAUGAGAGACUUGCAGAAGUGUUUGGGGAGUCAUGUUUCAUGCUAAGUACCCAUGAAAUGCUAAUAAAUCAAGUAAUCGACCUAUUAAAUAAGGCAACCUCCUUGAAGGACA